GUAAAAAGUCGCCUCCCCCCAACUACCGCGAGCCGCACUCCCAGCACCCGCCAGCCCAGGACCCGUCCAGCACCUACCACUUCAGCUCCUACAACAUCAUCACGAGAGACUAUUCUUCGGUGAAAAUGGGCAACCUGUUUCGCUCUGAGGAAAUGUCCCUCGUCCAACUCUACAUUCCGUUGGAAAUCGCACAGCCAACGGUCGCCGAGUUGGGCGAGCUCGGACUCAUCCAGUUCCGCGAUCUGAACCCCCAAGUCAACGCUUUCCAGCGAGCCUUUGUCAACGAAAUUCGUCGUCUGGAUGAGAUGGAGCGAAAGAUCCGAUUCUUGGAGAGUCAGACCAAGAAGGCGCACAUCCCUAUUCGAGCGGCCAGCGAUUCGUCCUAUAAUGCGCGCACUCGCACGCAGCAAGAGAUCGAUGAGCUCGAGCAGCGACUCGCCGAGCAUGAGUCCCGUGUCCAGCAGAUGAACUCGUCGCAGGAAACCCUGAACAGACAGUACCUCGAGUUGACCGAGCUCCGCCACGUCUUGCGCGAAACGGCCGUCUUCUUUGAGACGGCAUCGACUCGCCGCUCCGAAGAUGGCGCCGUGCAGCGCGAGGACACGCAUCUGCUCGCAGGGUCGCCUGGUGGUGAAGAGGACCACGAAGCAUUCGAGCGCGCUGAGGGCGGCGGUGUCAAGGCCAUCACCCUGGGCUUUGUCGCCGGUGUGAUCCCGCGCCAGCGCAUGGGCAUCUUUGAGCGCAUCCUGUUCCGAGCGCUCCGCGGCAACCUUUUCCUGAACUCGGCCGAGAUCGACGAGGACAUCAUCGAUCCCGCCAGCGACGAGGUCGUUAAGAAGAACGUCUUUAUCAUCUUUGCGCACGGCAAGGAGAUCCUGGCCAAGAUCAAGAAGAUCUGCGAGAGUCUGGGAGCCACGAUCUAUCCGGUCGAUGAUCAGGCUGACAAGCGCCGCGAAACCGCCUUGGAUGUGGGCCACCGCCUGGAUGACCUCAAGACCGUUCUCGAUGGCACCAAGGCCGCCCGGCGCGGCGAGCUGAGCCGUGUUGCAGAUAUCAUCGAUAUCUGGGCCACGAUGAUCAAGAAGGAGAAGGCCAUCUACCACGUCAUGAACCAGUUCAACUACGAUAUCAACCGCCGCGCACUUAUCGCUGAGGGAUGGAUCCCCACUCUCUCCAUCGGCAGUGCUCAGCAUGCCCUCCGCACGGUGACGGAACGAACGGGCUCGACCAUUCCCCCGAUCUUGAACGAGCUACGCACCACCAAAGAGCCGCCGACGUACCAACGUACCAACAAGGUCACGAUUGGGUUCCAGGAGAUUGUCGAUGCCUACGGCGUUGCCAACUAUCGCGAAGUCAACCCGGGACUCUUCACCGUGAUCACGUUCCCGUUCCUGUUUGCGGUCAUGUUUGGCGACUUUGGCCACGGCAUCCUCAUGCUGCUUUCUUCCAUCUGGCUGAUUGUAAACGAGAAGUGGCUCGGCAAGAUCAAGCUCGACGAGAUCAGCAGCCAGUUCUACAGCGGACGCUACAUGAUCCUGCUGAUGUCCAUCUUCUCGAUCUACGCUGGGUUUAUUUACAACGAUAUGUUCUCGAAGAGCGUCGACUUUUUCGGCUCGGGCUAUGAGUUUGUGGCACAGGGUCACAACAAAACCAUUGGAGUGCAGAGCCACACUUACGCUUUCGGUGUGGAUCCUGCUUGGCACUCGGCCGACAACUCUCUUGUGUUCAGCAACUCAUACAAGAUGAAGAUGGCGAUUGUGCUCGGCGUCAUGCACAUGCUCUUUGGAAUCACUCUCAACGUCUUCAACCACAUCCAUUUCAAGAAAUACAUCAACAUCUACUGCGAGUUCAUCCCCCAGGUCAUCUUCAUGAGCAGCAUCUUUGGCUACCUUGCCAUUCUUAUCAUCUUCAAGUGGUCGAAUGUGUGGGUUCCAAGCCAAGCCCCUGUGCUCCUGAACACCCUCAUCUACAUGUUCUUGAACCCCGGUGUCGUUUCCCCUGCCGAUCAGCUUUUCCCAGGCCAGGCAAACUUGCAGAUGCUGCUGCUCCUGAUUGCGUUUGCGUGCGUCCCUUGGAUGCUGUUUUCCAAGCCGUAUCUGCUGUGGAAGGAACACCAGAAGCAUGUUGCCGCCGGCUAUGGAAAUCUCAGCCAAGUGGAUGUCAACAACCCUUCGCCGCGCACGAGCGAGGAUUCCAACUUUGGAGGACAUGUCGAGAUGCACCAGGAGGAGCAUUUUGAAUUUUCGGAAAUCAUGAUCCACCAAUCCAUCCACACGGUUGAAUUCUGCCUGAACUGCAUCUCCAACACGGCCUCGUAUCUGCGCUUGUGGGCUUUGUCCCUGGCCCACGCCCAACUGUCUGAGGUGUUGUGGGAGAUGAUCCUGGGCAGCUGCCUCGAACUCAGCCCAUCGAUCCUGCCGUUUGCGCUGGUUGUGGGUGUGGGAUUCUGGUUUACUCUGACCUUCUUCAUCCUGAUUGUGAUGGAGGGUCUGUCGGCCUUUCUGCACGCUCUUCGUCUGCACUGGGUUGAGUUCCAGGGCAAGUUUUACGGCGGAAACGGCCACAAGUUUGCUCCCUUCUCCUUUGCCGCCAUUCUGGAGGAAUCUGAGGAGGUCGAGUAGGCUUUGCCCUGCG
Polychytrium aggregatum is the source of this 2634-nucleotide messenger RNA. Its product is annotated as V-type ATPase, V0 complex, 116kDa subunit family. The record is from RefSeq and is a predicted model, not a curated record. Gene Ontology annotation, molecular function: ATPase binding; proton-transporting ATPase activity, rotational mechanism. The transcript has 12 exons. NCBI's taxonomy places the organism in Eukaryota, Fungi, Chytridiomycota, Chytridiomycetes, Polychytriales. The coding region runs from base 126 to 2621 and encodes 831 amino acids. Gene Ontology annotation, cellular component: vacuolar proton-transporting V-type ATPase complex; vacuolar proton-transporting V-type ATPase, V0 domain; fungal-type vacuole membrane. Gene Ontology annotation, biological process: proton transmembrane transport; vacuolar acidification.